UUCUUCAGACAAGAUUCGGACAACUCGUUUGAUUUCAUCUUUGAUCACCAUACUGGCUAAUAUUUAGUCUACACAUUCCGCGAGAAACACCAUGGACCCCAAUAUCCAGCAACUGCUCGGCCUACAAGCUGUGCGCGACCGUGCCCGCACUGUCCUUAGCCUCGCCGAACAAGGCAAGCUGCACCACUACGACUACCACCCUGAGCGGCUCGAUGCGACGGUUGACUAUGUCGUGGGCAUAAUCCAGCGCGACUUCGGUCCGGACCGCUACGACCAGAUCCCUCCCCACGGUCGCUGGCAGCACUUCGACGUCGGCGGCGUACCUCGGAUACAAAAACUGAUCGAGCGGUGGGAUGCCUCAGGAUACGAUGACAAGGAAAAAGUGCGGAGUCUGUUGGAUCUGUUCUUCGUGUCGGUGCUACUGGAUGCCGGGGCGGGAGAUACUUGGAAGUUCCGGGAACCUGAAACCGGGGCCGUAUUCAACCGCAGCGAGGGAAUUGCGGUCGCAUCGCUUUAUAUGUUCUUGAAUGGGGAUUUCGCCAAUAAAGGUUCGGAGAGGAAGGAUGUGGUGCAUGGAGAGGCUCUACGAACUCUCGGAGUGGAUAUACUCUGUCGCGGUUUUCAAGUCGAUGAAAGCAAUCCGCUCGUGGGAGCUGCUGCUCGGGUGGAGAUUCUUCAGCGACUGGGUGAAUCGUUGACCAAGCUCUCGGAUAUCUUUGGGCCCUCUGGCCGGCCUGGCCACAUUGCAGACUACCUUCUCGCUACGAGCAACGGCAAAGACCUCGACUACUCCCUCCUCUGGGAAGUCCUCCAGAAAACCCUCAUCCCCAUCUGGCCCUCCGACCGAACCAAAGUCUCCGGUCACCCUGUUGGCGACGCCUGGCCGCUCGCCGUGCUGGCCGAACAUUCCCAGGCUUCAGAGACAUCUGCAAUUCAACCCUUCCACAAGCUGACACAGUGGCUUGCAUACUCUCUCAAAGUCCCAUUUGAGCGCCUCCUCUCUGUGAAGUGGAAGAACGCUGAGCUGGGAACGGGUCUCCCUGAGUACCGCAACGGAGGGUUAUUCGUAGACAUGGGGGUAUUGACGCUGAAGCCGGAGGCGUUGGAACGGGGGCUGCGUAUUUCCGGAGAAAGCCUGCCGUGCUUUGCGGUCGGAGAUGGGGAAAUUGUCGAGUGGCGAGCUAUGACUGUUGCGUUGCUCGAUGAGCUGCACAGACGCAUUAUUCAGGGUGGGAAAUUCGGGGAUGUACGGUUGACGUUGCCGCAGAUGUUGGAAGCUGGAUCUUGGAAGGCGGGACGGGAAUUGGCUGCGGAGAAAAGACCUACGACGAAGUCGAGUCCGAUUCUGAACUCUGGUGAUGGCACUUUGUUUUAAUCUGUUAAUAGUCAAGAAAGAGUUCUGAGUUCGAUAUGGCUGUGUAUGAUGCUUAGUAGG
This is a messenger RNA of Aspergillus ibericus CBS 121593, 1435 nucleotides long. RefSeq names its product URC4/urg3 family protein. The coding region runs from base 92 to 1375 and encodes 427 amino acids. NCBI's taxonomy places the organism in Eukaryota, Fungi, Ascomycota, Eurotiomycetes, Eurotiales, Aspergillaceae. The transcript has 4 exons. The record is from RefSeq and is a predicted model, not a curated record.